AUGUCCAGCGGACAGCAAAACGAUGAGUUGGAGCGGAUCCAAGAUCGUCUGAACCGAGCUAAAAGCAACCGAACAGAUCAGGCUUCCUCCAUACCUUCAGCAGCUGCUGACUCUUCCGUCACUUCUCGCAUUCGUCCCUCUGCUGGCAGUACGGUCAGUGGAGGAGCGUCCACAACUUCAGGAGCAUCUUCUGCCGCUCCUGGUACCUGGGAAAGCAUCAGCAUUACCAGUCCCGGUGGACGGAGCAAGAAGAAAAUGACUUCUCCUCUCGCUGGCAUCCGCAAGACCUUUGGCAAGGCCGCUUCGUCCAGACGUAUUGUGGCGCAAGAUCAGAGUAUUAAUUUAAGAGGAAACCCGGAAACAUUCUCCCCCACCGAUUCUGGCAGAGCAGGCAGCAUGUCCAUGUUCAGCAGAGAUUCGAGCAGUCGCAACAUUGGCCAACCUCCCUUUGCGGACGAGUACAACGAUGCGGCUCCCAACGCCGAAUCCGAAGAAUACCUCGAGUCUGACAAGUCCCGCAAUCGUCUCAGCCCUGUCAUGGCGCAGAUUGUCGGAUUCUGUGUCGACUGUUACACAUCCAUGGCCUAUCAUGCCGAUCGUCUCUAUUUGAAUUGCGCCCGAGGUGGCGCUGGCAACAAGAUGACGGCCAACAUUGUCAUGAUUAUCAUUGCCGUGGCCGCUGCCAUUGGGGUAGUGGUUCACUUUUCCAAAGCCGGUUCGUCGUCAGAUGGUGGAUCGGCCUUGCCCAUUACCUUGUCGGGACGGGCGGGAGAAGUCCAAAGACUCAUUGCCGAGGCUGGUGUCACACCCAUGGAAGUCUUGGGGGACAAGACUAGCAUCCAAUACGCGGCGCUCCAGUGGGUGGCCAACAAGGAUCCUGCCAAGCUCAAGACCUACGAUUCCGCUCUCAUGGAGAGAUACAUUUUGGCCGUCUUUUAUUAUGCCUCCAAUCCCGACGAAUGGACCAACAACGAUGGAUGGAUGACGGCUACGGGAUACUGCGCUUGGUACGGAGUCGAGUGUGUCCCACGGGACGAUGCCACUCAAGAAUCCGGCAUUAGUCGGACCUACGAUGACAAUGAUGCCAUCACUGGUAUUACUCUUACUAAUAAUAACUUGAAAGGUACCCUUCCACCAGAGUUUGGAAAGUUGUCCAAUACUUUGAGCUUGGACUUCGGAAACAACAUUCUCUCGGGAGAAAUUCCGGAGAUGCACGAGAAUCUCAAGUAUCUCUUGGUCCCCAACAAUGAGUUUGUAGGAUCCUUCCCAGAGCAUUUCAAGGGGUUGGCCAACCUGCAUGGACUCGAUUUGUCCUACAACGCCAUGCAUGGAUACGUGACGGAAAGAAUCAAUGAAUUGACCAAUCUUCGUACCUUGGACAUGUCCAACAACCACUUUGGUGGAUCCUUCCCGGAGAUCCAUCAUCUCACAAAGAUUACCAAGCUCCAUUUGCAAAACAAUAUAUUCCAUGGAACCAUUCCCAGUGGAAAGCUCCGAGACUACGAACGAUUGGAAAUCUUGCGGUUGGACAACAAUACCUUUUCCGGGCCCUUCCCCAAGCAGUCCAUUGAACGAUUGACUCGAAUCGAGUACAUUGACUUGUCUCAAAACGAUUUGACCGGAUCCAUUCCCGAUAUUUUUCAAUCCAUCCGUCGUUUGACCACGGUGCACUUGAACAACAACCGAUUCCGAGCGCAUAUUCCGGAUUCUCUCAUGCACUUGAGUGGAUUGAAAUCCCUUCGUUUGGACCACAAUGUUCUAACCGGCAAGAUCCCCGAAACGGUUGCCCUCUUGGCCGAUGUCCAAUAUUUCGACUUGCACGACAACCUAUUGACUGGCGAAAUUCCCACCUACAUUGGCUUUCCCCAUGAUUUCACCUACAUUUCGUUGAAAAACAACAAGUUGACCGGAAGCAUCCCUACCGAAAUGGGCGAUCUCUUUCGAUUGGCUCAUUUGGAACUGGAAGGGAACAGACUGAAUGGGGACAUUCCAACCCAACUGGCGUCCUUGACGGCACUCACCAAGCUGUCGAUUCACGAAAACCAAUUUGCUGGCAUUACCAUGCCCAUUGAGCUCUGUGACAAGAUUCGACGAGCGGAAAUGAAAGAGCUAUCUGCGGACUGUACUGAUUCCGACAAAGUGACUUGCGACUGUUGCAGUCAGUGCUAUCCACUUGCGGGAACAAAUUAA
This is a messenger RNA of Cylindrotheca closterium, 2190 nucleotides long. NCBI's taxonomy places the organism in Eukaryota, Bacillariophyta, Bacillariophyceae, Bacillariales, Bacillariaceae. The record is from the annotation of a GenBank genome assembly.